AUGAUACAAAACCUCAAAAUUAUAAUUUUCACAUACUCGUUAAAACAUUUAACAACCCCCCAUUCCUUAUCUUUCAACUUUUCCACGUGGCAUUAUGGAUUGUGGAAUGAAGAGUUUCAUGUCUGUUCGGAAGAUUUUAAGGAAAAUGCUACAGUUCCAGGGAGUAGGUCGUUGGAAUGUGCUCUGGUUUGUGCUACUCAGCUCUUCCCUUGUUCAUCUUUCAAUUUUCUUCCCGAUAGAAAUGCCUGUCAAAUUUUUACUAACCCGUCUAAAAAUUUUGUUGCUACGUUCAAGAGAAAUGGAAAAUGUGAAUACUAUUAUAAGAAGACUAAUAAUGCACUGGAAGUUAGACGAAAUUUUUUCUAUACAGAAAAGCUUAUCAAUCUGGCACUGCGCAAGCCCACAUUUUCAAGUUCAACAUUGAUCAACCAUCCUUCACACGACUCCAAAAGAGCAGUGGAUGGUUUCAGAUCAGGAUCCCUCUUCACUGCUGGGUGCUUCCAUAGUGCUAAAGGUCCCCCAAACUGGUUGGCUGUUGAUCUGUUAGCUGUCUACAGUGUUUAUUACGUCAUGCUGCUUAAUCGGGCUGAUUGCUGUGCUCAAAGAAUGAACGAGUACAUAGUUGGACUGAACACCACGUUGGGAUCAAAUGGGAUAAAGAGAUGGGACUACGACCUCUGCGGACAGUAUCCCAAAGAAACCAAACUGAACACCUCUUACAUAACAGUAUGCAACGCUUAUCCAUAUGGACACAAAUUUGUCAUCGUGCAGUCAGCCAAAGAAUCGUCUCAUUUUUUGACGAAUAUUUCAUUUUCACCGGCGGAUCCAGACAGCUGGAUUACAACUUUGAGGGAGUGGACCGAAUGUCUUGACGGGAGUUGGGCGUUUGCUAAAAUAAAAAGCUGGGAACGUCCCUAUAUCGGCCACUGUACAUUUUGA
Helobdella robusta is the source of this 939-nucleotide messenger RNA. RefSeq lists its product as hypothetical. The transcript has 5 exons. Lineage: Eukaryota; Metazoa; Annelida; Clitellata; Rhynchobdellida; Glossiphoniidae. Bases 1 to 939 code for a protein of 312 amino acids. The record is from RefSeq and is a predicted model, not a curated record.